CCGCUUGACGUGCGCGGCCCAGGCGAGUCACCUUGCUUGUACACAGCAGCAGUCCUGAAUCGGCGGAGCGGCGGAAGCGAAGGUGUCCUACAGAAACCCGAAGCAGCACCGCAGCCAUGGCAGCCGCAGCGGACACGGCUAAGGCCAAGCCCAAAACAUCGCCCAAAUCUAUUAAGUUCCUUUUCGGUGGCUUGGCUGGGAUGGGCGCCACAGUGUUUGUGCAGCCUCUGGAUCUGGUGAAGAACCGAAUGCAGCUGAGCGGGCAGGGCUCCAAGGCUCGUGAAUACAGGACCAGCUUCCAUGCCGUGGCCAGCAUCCUUCGCAACGAGGGCAUCCGCGGCAUCUACACCGGACUUUCUGCAGGUCUGUUGAGACAGGCUACCUAUACCACGACCCGUUUGGGCAUUUACACGGUUCUGUUUGAGCGCAUGUCCAAAGCUGACGGCACACCGCCCAACUUCUUCAUGAAGGCUCUUAUCGGAAUGACCGCUGGGGCCACGGGGGCGUUCGUCGGGACUCCGGCUGAAGUGGCGCUUAUUCGAAUGACGGCUGAUGGGAGGUUGCCUCCAGAUCAGAGGAGGGGUUACACUAAUGUGUUUAAUGCCCUCAUCAGAAUCACUAGAGAGGAGGGAGUCACCACACUCUGGAGGGGUUGCAUACCCACCAUGGCCAGAGCAGUUGUUGUGAACGCAGCCCAACUCGCUUCAUAUUCCCAGUCCAAACAAGCGCUGUUGGACUCUGGAUAUUUCAGAGAUGAUAUCCUGUGUCAUUUCUGUGCCAGUAUGAUCAGUGGACUGGUCACCACUGCCGCCUCCAUGCCAGUAGACAUUGUUAAGACCAGAAUCCAGAACAUGAGAAUGAUUGAUGGGAAGCCUGAGUACAAGAAUGGUUUGGAUGUAUUGGUGAAAGUCAUAAGGAAGGAAGGAUUCUUCAGUCUGUGGAAGGGUUUUACUCCUUAUUACGCUCGUCUCGGGCCACACACAGUUCUCACCUUCAUCUUCCUGGAGCAGAUGAACAAAUUCUACAAGAUCUAUUUCCUUGACUCCUAGAUUUGCCCUUACGGUCAUCGGUGGACAGCACGGGCCAUAUUUCCACAUUAUGUUUCUCUCACACAUUCGGUUUCCCAGUAUAGUUUACGUUUGUGACGGUUGGUAAAAGAACCCCUGUACCAGCUGGGUUGUGACCCUUUGCUGUGGUGGUAACCCAGAAGACAAUUUGGACUCUUUAUGCUACACAGACUGACUAGCUCAACUAUAAAUUGAAUUGAAUGAAGGGAUCGUUCGCACCGAUCAUAUCCCUUUUAGUUUUUAAUGAUAUUUAUGUGUCCCACCCACUACACAAAGAUUUCCUCUUUUAAAGAUCAACGGCUGUACUGAUCGGUCAACAGACGUACUUGUGAAGAGUCUUUGUCAAUACAGAUGCUGAACCUGUGUUCUGAGUGAAAAAGAUUUUUGUCUUUCUUAUUUCAUAAUUCUUUUGAUUCUUACCAACACGGUGGGCAAAACACUCUUAUGAUCCCACUGCAGUGAUAUCGUAGCCUCAGAUCACCAUGUCCACCAUAUGUCCUAGCAUGAAGGACUGCUUUGCAGUGAACAGUUGGUGAUGUUUGCUAACGUUGAGCACAAUUAACUGGAAAUUGUCAUGUAAUAAAGAUAAUGUGGUGAGUAACGGCCAAUACCACACCAGACAGCUUGUUGUGAUGUAUUAAAUGAUGCAACUACGCAUUUGAGAAUUCAUUUUACUUGGUCUGAAGAGAAAUAAAAGUAACUAGACACAG
Labeo rohita (rohu) is the source of this 1777-nucleotide messenger RNA. RefSeq names its product solute carrier family 25 member 11 (gene slc25a11). Gene Ontology annotation, molecular function: oxaloacetate transmembrane transporter activity; sulfate transmembrane transporter activity; succinate transmembrane transporter activity. The coding region runs from base 117 to 1049 and encodes 310 amino acids. Lineage: Eukaryota; Metazoa; Chordata; Actinopteri; Cypriniformes; Cyprinidae. The record is from RefSeq and is a predicted model, not a curated record. Gene Ontology annotation, biological process: oxaloacetate transport; phosphate ion transmembrane transport; malate transmembrane transport. The transcript is spliced from 8 exons.